AUGCUGAUUCGAUACGUCUCUAGUGUCGGUGAUAUUGUUGAUCUCAAGGUCAACGGUGCCGUUCAGAAGGGUAUGCCACACAAGGACUUCCACGGAAAGACCGGCGUCGUAUACAACGUCACCAAGUCCGCCGUUGGUGUCAUAAUCUACAAGCGCGUCGGUAACCGAUACAUCGAGAAGCGAGUGAACGUCCGCAUCGAGCACAUCAACCACUCCCGAUCCCGAGAAGAGUUCCUCAACCGUGUCAAGGAGAACGCUGUCAAGAAGCGCAAGGCCAAGGAGGAGGGUGUCCAUGUCCACUUGAAGAGACAGCCCGUCGGUCCCCGUGAGGCCAGAGUAGUGAGCCUGGAAGGAAACGCCCCAGAGACCCUUGCUCCUCUUCCAUACGAGACGACCAUUUAA
Molecule: messenger RNA, 402 nt
Organism: Trichophyton verrucosum HKI 0517
Lineage: Eukaryota; Fungi; Ascomycota; Eurotiomycetes; Onygenales; Arthrodermataceae
Exons: 2
Coding region: 1-402 (133 amino acids)
Biological process (GO): translation
Cellular component (GO): cytosolic large ribosomal subunit; ribosome
Molecular function (GO): structural constituent of ribosome
Source: RefSeq, a predicted model, not a curated record